AUGGCCGACAAGACUGACGCCGCCGUGUCCAACAACGACGCCGCCAAGGACGACGCCAAGGUCGACACCCCUGUCGCCGACGCCGCUCCCACGACGCCUGCGACGCCUGCUGCGGACACCGCCUCGACUAGCGAUGCCAAGAACACCGAUGCCGAUGCCGGCGACAAGAAGGACGGGGACAAGAUGCCCGCUGCGGCCCCGGCACCGACGAUUGAGCAGUCCCUCGAGGAGGGUAUCGGUAAUGUCGUCAAGGGCUUCGGCUCCAUCUGGGGCGUCAUGAAGGCGAGGGUGAGUACGACGAGCGUUGCGCAGCAACGCAUGGGCGUUCCGAAGGAUCGCUCUUCCGCCAAGGGUACCGUCCGUGCCCUUCUUUUACAGAAGCUACUCAGCUUAGGUGCGGCCUGUAGAGCUAACGAUCAGUCCGCGAACACGCUGAAGCAGGUCCAGACGCAGGCGAACAAGACCUACCAGCAGCUGCAAGACGACAUGAAGACGCUGCAGGAGACCAAGGUUGAGGUGACAGCGAAGAAUUCGGCGCAGUGGGAGGCGGAGCAGGAGGAGGCGAAGCGGAAGAAGGAGGCUGCCGCCGAGGCUGAGGCGAAGGCGAAGGCGGAGGCGGCGGAGGACGAGAGCUCCGAAGAUCCCUCCGACCCGAAGGGCAAGGGCAAGGCGCGCGCGCGGGACACGCCUGAAGCGGGCCCGAUCGCAGACGCUGAAGCGACGGCGCGCUCUCUCUUCUCCCGCCUCAGCACCCAGACCUCGGCGCUGCAGAACACGCUCCAGUCAUCUCUCUCGACGACGCUGGCCAGCGCCCGAGCGAGCGGACUCGACGACCCGGCGGCCCUCCGCGCGCGUCUGGCCGAGAACCUGCGUCUCUCGGAACUGAAGCUGAGCCUGCAGCAGGCCGAGAAGCUUGCGGAGGGGUACGUCGCCAAGGGCCGGGGCGCGGCCGAGGCGUGGGCGGCCGAGGCCGAGCGCUGGGUCGAGGAGAACGUGAAGGUCGUCCCGCCGCCGAGCAAUCUGCCCAGCGGGGGCUUCGACGCCGGGGAGUGGUACGCCUUCACCACCAGUGCGCCAGCGACGGGUCCCGCGACGCCGCGCACCGAAUCCCCUGCGCCGGGGCUGGGUCCCAUCGCCGGGUCGAGGAAGGAGGCCCUUCUCGCGCGUUUACGCGCCGAUACAGCCCUGUUGCUCGUCGACCCGGCCGCGGAGACCGAGUCAAAGGAACGGAGGGAGGAGUACGCGAAGUGGAUUCGGGAGAAUGCCGAGAAGAUCCCGGGCGAGAAGGAGAAGGAGGUCGGCAACGUGGGCGAGAUCCGCAUGGCGCUCGUGCCCGAGCAGCUCGACGAUGGCGAGUUCUGGACCCGGUACCUCUUCCACAGGGACAUGAUUGAGGAGCAGGAGAAGAGGCGCAAGGCGCUGCUGAUGGGUAAGUUAGCUCGAGCGGAGCGAGAGCGCCAGAGCGCCAGAGCGCAACUGCGGAACGCAGCUACGGAGCACAGCUACGAUUCCAAGGUGUGGUAG
Trichosporon asahii var. asahii CBS 2479 is the source of this 1524-nucleotide messenger RNA. RefSeq lists its product as uncharacterized. Gene Ontology annotation, cellular component: cytoplasm. The transcript has a single exon. The record is from RefSeq and is a predicted model, not a curated record. The coding region runs from base 1 to 1524 and encodes 507 amino acids. NCBI's taxonomy places the organism in Eukaryota, Fungi, Basidiomycota, Tremellomycetes, Trichosporonales, Trichosporonaceae.